Molecule: messenger RNA, 18183 nt
Organism: Porites lobata
Lineage: Eukaryota; Metazoa; Cnidaria; Anthozoa; Scleractinia; Poritidae
Source: the annotation of a GenBank genome assembly
CGUCGUUCGUUUCUGCUCGGAAGCCUUUGAUCGUUAACGUGUUUUGGUGUUGUGUCCUGGCUCCUGUCUCUUGGUUGAAGUGAUUUUUGUUUAGAUUACUAUAGCACACCAAAGGAACACAACAUGGAAGCGUAAGAAUAAGUGCUUCGCAUGUCCAUGGCGGGAAAUGGCGCGAGGGCAACUACACUGAAACCCAAACACAGUGACAAUCACUGUUUCUUAUUACGUACCAGAAUCUUGAACUGAAGGCUGUUAAAAGAUAGAUAUGGAGUUUUUUGGGUCCUUCAACUGCGAAAAAUACUGAUGAUUGUCAUUUGUUGACAAGGAUUAAGUUUACAUCUGUGCAUGGUCAAGAGUUGCUUCUCUUUGGUUGGUCAAAUCGGCGGCUUAAUUUGUUCUCUGCGUUGCUAUCUCGAUACUGCUACCUCAAAGUGUGUAUAUAUAGUCAUGGUAACUUUGAAAUGAGCUUCUGGCAAAGCAGUACUCAAGCAGACUUGUCUGUUACAGGCACCUCCUCCUCAAGACACCAAAGACCACCCAGUGGUCGUCGUGGUCGACCAAGCAGUGCUACAAGGGGAGGAAGUACAAAGUCUCAUAUUUUUGGUAUAUCUGAUACUCCUAGACAGGAAGAACCCAAACAAAAUGCUAGAAGUAGUUUCCAAGGCAACACAAGUUCUGUGCACACUACCCCUGAGGCUCCGCGCCCUUCCAGUGCACAUGCGCCAAACAACACAGGUGGCCAUAGACCUGUAAAUAAUGUAAGGAUGUUACCUUAAUCCUUUAUUUUUUAAAAGCAGUCCCUCGACCCAUACACAAAAUGCUCCUGAAAAGGUAUAAAGAAGAUAUCGCACAAAUUUCAUCAGGGAGCACUAACCAUAAUCAUUUUUUGGUGAUUUAAGGAUUACAUUGUCCGUCAAAUACAUCACUCUACAUGAGCAAGGAAAACCAGUAAUUUAACAUAUGAAAGAUUAUUACACUAAGUGGUUGUGAAAAGAAGGCCUUCAGGUAUUUUGUGAAAUCACAGAGUGACCAGCUCUCAGUUACCUUGAUAACAGGUGGUAAGUGGUUUGGAUCCAUUUAAGGUGGCUCGACUGGAUUUUUUUGGGGGGAUACCUCCCACGUUUGAGCAUUAACUACGUCGGCAUGAGUAAAGAUAUGGCAAAAAGGUUACCACAACUGUAUUAUAUAAUGAUGAAAAUUUCUUAUGAUCUGGGUUUUAUUGCAAUCGGAGUCGCCAUGGCAACGUAAUGACGCCAUUACGCUUUUUAUUUAUCUUUGUGUUUCUCUGUACCAGGAGUUUUUUGAAGAAAUCGCUUAAGGGAGUAUGUACCUGCCAUAAUUGCCUCCAUUAUGGCAAAGUUUCAACAAAUUCUAUGAGAGCGUUUUCGAAUUAUUUUGACACGCAGUUUUAACAAUCAUAAAAACAGUGAAAUAGCACGCUAUCCACACAAUUCGCUAAUAUUUUAAGAAACUGAUAAGCUUUGGAAACGUGGCUUCAUCCCAUAGUGGUUUGAUUCCAUUGAAAACUGCAUACAAAAAAAGAGGGGAAUUGCUUUGACCGAUCGCGAGUAAGACGAAUUUUAUUGACUUACAUUCAGCUGCUUUUGUUAUAGUUUUUGGACGUAAUUUGGUCCAUGUCUACAAAUUUUGAAUUUUUCAAAAAACCGCUCGAUAAAUUUUUUUAUAAAUUCGACAAUCUGGAGAUCAAUUGUCAAUGAAUAUUCCCUGCAAGUUUUAAGAACAUUGAAAACGGGGAAGGCUUUUAAAUAGGGCCUCAAAUAUAACCAAUUUUUCCCCCCGAUUUUGUGUUUACAAGUGAGCGUCCUCAUUAUUCACUGGCAUUGUUUUCAAGUUUCAUAUGCACGUGCACAACUAGCAAAAGAUAUAAAUUUGCAUCAAAAAGAACUCUCGAUUACUUUCCGAAGAAAUAUUCCGAAUAUGCUAAUAAUUGGCUUGUGUCACCGACAGCAGUGAGAGCCGAAACGAUGGACGUCACCGCUCAUCGUGUAGGAUGCAAUACUUAAUUAUCUUACUCGGGUUAUAACAUCACAGAAACUCUUACAAAGAAUUGCUCUGAUGUUAUAAUGUAUCACUAAUCUCUUUACCCGGUAAUUAGCAUAUUCCGGAGAUAUAACCGAGGGUCCUUUUUGAUGCAAAUUCUAUCUUUUUGCUAAAUGUGCACGUGUAUAUGAAACUUGAAAACAAUGCCAGUGAAUAAUGAGGACGCUCACUUGUAAAGACAAAAUCUGGGGGAAAAAUUGGUUAUAUUUGAGGCCCUAUUUAAAAGCCUUCCCUGUUUUCAAUGUUCUUGAAACUUGCAGGGAAUAUUUAUUGAUAAUUGAUCUCCAGAUUUUCGAAUUUAUAAAAAAAUUUAUUGAGUGGUUUUUUGAAAAAUGCGAAAUUUGUAGGCAUGGACCAAAUUACGUCCAAAAACUAUAACAAAAGCAGCUGAAUGCAGGUCAAUAAAAUUCUUCUUACUCGCGAUCGCUCGGAGCAAUUUCCCUCUUUUUUUGUAUGCAGUUUUCAAUGGAAUCAAACCACUACGGAAUGAAGCCGCGUUUCCAAAGCCUACCAGUUUCUUAAAAUAUUAGCGAAUUGUAUGAAUAGCAUGCUAUUUCACUGUUUUUAUGAUUGUUCAAACUGCGUGUCAAAAUAUUUCGAGAACGCUCUCAUAGAAUUUGUUGAAACUUUGCCAUAAUGGAGGCAAUCAUGGCAGGUACAAACUCCCUUAAGCAAUUUCUUCAAAAAACUCCUGGUACAGAGAAACACAAAGAUAAAUAAAAAGCGUAAUGGCGUCAUUACGUUGCCAUGGCGACUCCGAUUGCAAUAAAACCCAGAUCAUAAGAAAUUUUCAUCAUUAUAUAAUACAGUUGUGGUAACCUUUUUCCCAUAUCUUUACUCAUGCUGACGUAGUUAAUGCUCAAAUGUGGGCGGUAUCCCCCCCAAAAAAUCCAGUCGAGCCACCUUAAGCCUGCAUUUUGUAGGCUUUGCUAUCAUAACUGCAUAAGUUACAAAGUUUUAUGAAUUUGGGUCAAACAUUUCUCCAAGUAUCUUGUGCAUGAAAACCUGUACAGACCUGAAUCUUGGGGAGGCUUCUUUCAUUUCUAAGAUUCUGGACUUUGUCUGUUGAAUGGAUUUGAUUUUUAAUUUUGAUUCACAGUGGAAACGAGUGAUAUAUUGUUGAAUCUUAUGCAACGUAUAAUUAGCUGUUUGCUUUAUAACUAGGCCUCUGUCAUCACAAGGGCUCAGCUUGAUGCUGCUAAAAAGUUGGCCAAGGUUUGUUGUAGUGGAAUUUCAUCAUCUGGGGAAAUGGUUUGCGAAUCUGGAAGUUUAAAACUAGGAGAAGAAACUUUAUUGUUUGGAUGGAGAAAGAGAAUUAGUUUCACUUUGCAUGUUUGAAUAAUCGGGGAAUUUGAGAAAUCACUGGUUUAAAAACCAGGCCUUCUCUACAACUAUGUGUUAUUAGAUGUAUAUAACGUUGCAAAACUAAGAGAUAAGGGGUUGAAUUAUUGACCUCCCCUGUAACAAGAAUAAGCUCAUUUGUUUGAGGGUUGGCUUUUAGCUUUAGAUAUAGUUUUCACAAUAACUAUGCAAUUUCUCGAGCGCUGAUUGGUCGAGAGCUACAGUGUAUAUUAGAGUACAGACCAUUGUUUUUCUCUCUCUUAGGUGCAAUUUUUGUCAAGAAACUGUCGAGAAUAGAAAUGGACAUUAAAAACUGAUAAUAUUAUUGUAAAGAACAAAUUGCCAUUGUUCCACACUCUCAUAGACCAUAGAUAUGAUGUCAAAAUUGUUCAAAACUUUGCAAUCAAGUCACUCACAUGUAGGUUGUGUUUCCACUUUAGUUUUGAGCAUGUGACAUCAUUUCUUUGGACUAUUUAACAAUUAGUUCAUGCGUCAGCGUGCGUAUGUCGAGAUAUUGAGCACGCGGGAAGUUUGGAGAGCACGAAAGAGGCGUAAGAGUUGCACGAGGCGCAGCCGAGUGCAACUCUAGCCUCUUGAGUAUAACAUCAUCAAAGCGAUCAAUGCAUCAGUUAACUUAUAAUUUUAUUAUUGUAGGGUGCGCUCAAAGCAGUACGCGUCAAUGUUUACGUGACUAUAUAUUUUUUUCCUCACAGUUAAUCUUAUGUUUUUAUCCUGAAACUGAGAGAAAGUGUACUCUAAAAUGAUUAUAAAAUCCAUAUUUAGGUGCUGGAAAACUAUUAAUUUACCGAAAAAUUGUUAUUGAGAGAAAACAAGUUUGCAAAGAAUGAACUCACGCCAUAGCCCGCACAGCUCGCGGAGAUGACAACAACAACAACAACAACACUCACCUCUUUUCCUUACUAUCGGUUAACAAAUUCAAACGUUUCCUCUUAAAUUUCCUUAUAAAACACAUCGUAAACGCUUCCUUGUCUAUUGCUGAGUUAUGGAUGCACUCAGGAGACUCAGGAUUGCUAAGCUCACAACCACUCGAGGAAUUACGAAUAGUUUAUUGACGUCAUCAGCGUGCUCAAUAGGAAUAUGAAGCACGCUCGCGCUAUUGAAUUUGAUUAGGCGAAUUUUCUAGCUAUGUUAUAAUAGAGUGUCGACCAUGGAAAAUGAUUUCUUCCUUUUUUAAAUUUAUAUGCAUUUUUUUCCAGUCAAAUCCAAAUUAUGCUGAUCAGCCAGUCGAAGUGCAGGUGUUUUCAAGGAGUCAAAUGGGAGGAAGGAAGGCCCCUCAAGGGUUGGUGUCUCUACAUUAUAUAAUAUGUUAUUUUCUCUAAAUAAAGACAUGGUAAUAAAACAGUUUUCCUAUAUUGUUAUAUGUUUGCCUAUACUGUUAUAUUAUCUAUACCUUAAGGGAAUUUUAGAUUUAGAACAUUUUAACCAAAUUGAUGUGUUACGGUCGACACCACUAGAGUUGGGAUCCAAUUUAGUGCUGCCUGUAGGUGGACGGUAGGUCCCACCACCAAGUCUAUGUCCCUCACCCUUUUAGAAGUUAGAGCAGUGUGAGUUCAUUGAGGAUGAAGUAGCUUAGUAUCACCCCUACUGCCCCUACCUGAUGCAAUCAUCUGAACGGGAACAAGGUCCUUUAAAAAACACUGCCAAGUGUCAGCUCAAUCUUAUAUAUAUUCCUCCAUCAAUUUUUAUGAAGACCUGAACUUCAGUUGUGGGACAAGUGUUGCAUAGCCUGAUUCUAAUAGUUUUUUUAGAAGAACUUGGUUGGUGGCCUGGCUGGGGCCCAGACUUUUGAUUUUCCACAAGGUAGAUUGGUGCUCAUCCAACAGAGUUUGAGAGUCAGUGGUAUUGACUUGAGAGUUAUCCUAUUUAGCAAACCCUUGUGAACUCAUCUGUUUGUUGCAUUUACCCUUAAUUUUUUUUAGUGUUUAUAGUAACUAAUUCUGUUUGUGCUUGUACAACACUUUAGAGUUCCACAACUCAACCUGGGUAAUCUUGCAGAUGACAAUAACCAGGUAUUUAACCAACAUAAAUUUACUUUAAAUUUUUAAUCUUGCAAGUAGUCUAGUAGUGUAGUGUACCAAAUUGUCUCCUUUGACUAAAAACUUUCUUUCUUUGUUGUUGGAUUAUGACUUGACCUACACCAUUAUCAGCAAGUUACACAAUGAUAAACAUUUUUACUAUAAAACAAAGCCAGUUGCAACCUUUUCUUUCUUCAUCAGACAUACAGUAACUGCAUACUUAGAGCUAACACAGGGUCUGCUUUGUGUACCAAGUUUAAGCUCAGUUUAAUGUUUUCAUAAUGUUUGAGUGUGUAGCUCAUGGAGUGCUUUUAUGUUCCAAUUAAAUAAAACCUCAUUGGCAAAACUUUUGCACAGUACUAUUUAUUUUUUUUAGUAUUUUACAAAAUAUAUCAGAAUUUUGAGGAAAUUCUAAAUUUGUCCACUAUGAUUCUCACAUGUCCUAGUUGAUGCAACCAUUGACAGCCGAAGGCCCUCACCUUCACACCCCUGACUCAAACAGCAGUAUCAUCAGGUAUGUACAGCUACUGUAAGAAUUAUUUUUAGGGACUUCAAAGUCUGACAAUGCAACAGCAACGAGAACAUGAAAAACAAUUACACAAACAAUAGUAGUCAAAACAGCAAUUUUGCACAUGGCCCAGGGGACAGGGAUGUUGAAUUGGGGCAAAAAUCAAAACCCAAAAAAUUCCUUGGACUUCAAACAAAACCCCCAAAAUAUCCCUGGACCAAAAUUUAACCCCCCAAAAAAUCCCAUGUUGAAUUUCUGAGCCAUAUAAAUUUCCAGAAAGCAUUGAAUGAUAUGACACCAAAAAUAGAAAAAUUAGUUUCAACUACCCCCAAAAAAUUAAAUCAAGCUCCCCAAAAAAUUACUUGCCGAAAUCCCGAAAUUGAAAAUUUCAAACCCCAAAAAAUCCUGCGAUCAUCCCUGUCACUAGAAAUCUGGAGAAUCCCCCCUGGGCACAUACGUCACACUUUUUUGUCCAUUUGCACGAUUGUGUAUGAGAUGAAAUUGCCUAACUUUUAAGUUUUAAGGAGGACAUACAGUAAACAAGUGACAAUCAGAUUUUCUUUCUCUUAAUUGUGAACUUGGAUAUGGCUCCUAGGAAUUCUAUUCCAGGGGGGUUUGCUUACAUAUGACUUAGUAUGUGGGUAGGGAUAUUCCCAAUAAAUACUGAAAGAAUGCAGAUUCACUUUCAAGCGACAUUUUUGCUGCGUUUGCGUCCUUGCAUUUUAGAGUCCCUGUUUUGGUCUUGAGAGGAUAGACUUGCCUCCUGAGAUUGUCUCAUGAAAUAUUGAGAUGUGAAGAAAACAAAAAUAACGGGUUUUGCAUGGGACCAGUUAUUGUGACAAAGCACUCAACAACAAGUUUAUUUCAAAUUAAAUAUAGCUUACAAAGCUUGUCCCCGCAAUUAGCGAAGGCUAUUCGAGGCGGGUACAAGAGAAAAAGGAAAAUUGUAUAAAUAUAUAUAUAUAUAUAUGUUAAACGAACAAUCCUAGAAGCAAUCUAGUUUGUCUUACUCGCUGAGGUUAUAGACUUUGCAUAUGCUCAGAACUUUUUGUAUCACGUCAUGAAAAGUGACAAGCAAAGUGAGAGUGUGUCUUAAAGUCUGAAUUCUUCUUCUUACAGAUAUAUUAAUUAAAAACUUGUUUUAAUUUGUAGCUGGGGAACUCCGCUUCACAGCUCUAGAUUCCAUCCUAGUCCUGUAAAACCAAAAGGAGGUGGUUGGCAAGUAAGUACCAGCAAUAAUAAUACUGCAUUAAUAAUAUUAAUAACAUAAAGCGAACAGUAUCUAACUUGCCAAGGUUCAGCUGAGUGGUUAGGGUUAGGGUAAUAAUCAGAUAAUCAGUGAGUGUGGGCUAAACCCAGACCAAUAAUAAGUUCCUUUUUUUCUUUACAUGACAAUUUCAUUCCCAAAGAAGUCACCACAAAGUUUCAAACCCCAAGAGAUCCUCUGAUCUUCCGAACUGUCACUAUUAUGGCAGAUUGUUUCCCGCCUCUUCACCCCACUCAACUCUCUGGUUGCUAGAACCUAGUUUACUUUCAACUAUACAAAUGUAGCCGGUCAAUUUUUUUCUUUUACCAAAUCUAACACUAUUUUGGCAAGGGGUUGGGUUAUUCAUUUUUCUUAAAGCCCAUUUGUAAUGGUAACAGGACUAAGUGGAGUCCAAUUCAGUCUAUGAUCAUACGAGUGAUUAACAAAAUUGGAUGACCACGUAGUGGGAGUGCGAUUUGUUUAAUCACAUGUAUGAUUACAGACUGAAUUGGAUGACACGAAGUUUUGUUACCAAUUAAUCAUGACGUUAACAAAAUUUGUGAUAUAUGAGGCUCUUUUUUUAAUCAAAGCACAAGAAAUUCCGAGAUUUUUUUUGCUAGCAGUGAAAAAAAAAGCCAUUUAAGCAUGCGCGUGAUCAGGCGCAAACUGUCCAGUUACUUAGGCAUGACGCGUACUGUCCUAUUUAACUGUCCUAUUAAUGCUGAAAUCAGGGCAGUUGAUAGCCAAUCAGAUUUAAGAAUUUUGUUUAGAAACUAAUAAUACUUUUAGAAAUACUGUAGGGCCGGGGUGGGGGAGAGUAAUUUUGAAUAUUCCUUCCCUGACUGCUGAUGUUAUGUUUUAGGUACAACAGGGCCGUGCAGCUCAGUCUCAUAAAAAGCCAGAUGGUAUGCCUGAUCUUGAUCUAGAAAGGUCUCAAGAAGAUGGUGACCUUAAAAAGGUAUGGUAUUGCUUUAAACACAAAAACUAGAUUUUCAGUCACCAAAUUUGCCAUUUAUUUCUUCACAAAAUUUUUUUAUAAGCUGAUCUGGAAAUUUCAUUACACUGAUGUACACCUCAAGUGAUAUAGUGCUAGCCUUACAGACCUGUUUAAUUUAUUUUUAGAAGAAAUUUAUUAACAGCAAAUUAAUAAUACAAGAUGAAAAUUUCAUCUUGUAUUUACUCUUUUAUCCGUCUGUUUACUUUAUUGGAUUGUUACAAACAUUACAUGCCCCAGCGGGUUAGAGAUAGGCACAGACUAAGGCUACUUUCAGGCAACUGGAUUGUCUUCUACCUGGAAAGCAACAGGAAUGCAUAGUACCACAUCCCCGUCCUUCCUUUCUUUCUUUCCCCUUCAAUGGAGGAUCUGAUAAUCUUACUGAUAAGGUCAGGGCUUAUUUUUAACAAGGUUUACGAUUGUUUUUGUUAUUUUAGGCUCUUCAUGCAAGGAAAAAAGAUGUCAACAAUGUAAAUGAUGGUGUUGAAUUUGAAGAGUACUCACGCGAGGUUAAUAAUGGCAUUUAUAACAUAGAAUUUCAAGAGGCAUUUUUGAAUGAUUAUUUUUCACUGGAAGUACAUGAUACAGAUAGUUCUGAUCUUUCAGUUCAAAUAAUAUGUUCCUCAAAAAUAACGUCAACCAGGAUGAUGUGUGCUUGUUUAAAAAUACAUUUUAAUGCUCAACUAUCUCAUUAUUUUUUGUUCCAAAAACUGUAUACCCACCCUCUUGGUAGACUUACUGCUUGAACCUGAUUUCCUUAUGUUUAGGCUCAUUAUUUAUUAAAUAAAAAUGUGAGCGCUUUUUGUCUGCAAGUACAUGUAUAUACAGAGUGCCCAAGUAGCUGCCAGAGCUGGCACAGUACCGGUACUUUACAUGCCAGCUGUAUUUUGCUUUCAUUUGCUUUCUUUUCUUUUUGUGGAUUGCUCUCAUCUUGAUUGUGGCAGAUCUUUGCCAAUCUUUUCUCCCAUCCUUUCCUAAGAGCUUGUUCUUUUGAAUCUGUUAGUGUGAGGGUGAUGCCUGGGGUGUGCCGUGUCAGAGUUUAUUGCUAUACAUACCUCUGUAGACUUGUUUGACUCCUUACCCACCACCAGUCAGCAGCUAGUUUAACUCCUUAAGUCUGGAUUUAAUUUAUACACUUAUAGUAUUCAUGUAUUGUAUCGGGGGGUGAGGGCUGGGGCCCAGGGAGCCAAAAAUUGUUUAGAAAUGAGAAGAUUGAAUCCCAUCCCCUCUGAGUAAAGUUAUUCUUAAGGACAUGUCUAAUUCCUGAACCAUAACAUUGAUUGCCAUCAAUGUUUUGAUAAUUAUAACUAUUUUCAUACCUUUUUAUUUAGUUCAUAUGUAUGUUUUAACGUUGUGUGUGGUUUUAAUAGGUAGAUGAAAGUGAUCCUUCUUACAAUGCAAACAAGUAGGUGUUUAUGUUGUAUGACAGACAAAAAUGGGGCUCUACAGACUAUGAGACCUCAGCCAUGAUUAAUAUUAUAAUGUCUUUUAAACAAUUGUCAUAAUAAAUACAUGAUUGAAUAAUCGUUUGUUUCAGUGUAGAAAAUCAGUACAAUAGACCUUGGAGUACACAGCCAACAACUCAGAGAGAACAAGCUCAGUUAAAAAGAAGGCAAGAAGAGGUACUCAUACUGCUUCCAAAUGCUAUAACUAUUCUUUUAUCAACAAAGUUGACUUUGUUUCUGGUUGUAAAAAAUAGGAAGUUUUACAUUCUGAGAAGAAGAAGGAUCUGAUUGUGGAAACAAUUCUUGUGGAUCAGCUUUCCAGGUGUAGUGAAAACUUUCCCAUAUUGUGUGGCUUUUUUAUUAUUACUAUUUAUGAAUCAUUAAAAAAUUCUUCAAUAAUUCAUACUGAGAAUUAUUCAAAGGAAAUGAAUGUCUAAUGAGUGUCUUGAUAUCUAAAGUAGAUACAGCUAAAAUUUCCUUGUACAGCUAACUCAAUUGUAUUUGUUUUUCUGUAUUUUACAAAGUGAAAUUUUCAGAGCUAUGCUGAAUUUUAGGUUUGCAAGUGAUGAACAUGGUUUACAUGGGCCUUGAAAAGUCCUUGAAAAAGCAUCAUGUCCUUGAAAAGUCCUGGAAAAUUGAAAAAUUGUGGGAUGGCUUGAAAAGUCCUUGAAUUUUCCACAGAAGUCCUUGAAUAUUUUUGAAAGCUCCUCCUUCGUGAAAAAAAAAAACAUGUUUUGCGCAGAGGAAUGAUUGAAAAGAACAGCAAUACACAAUUUUUUUUUGGUUAUCAUGAGAGUGUUUUCUUAUGAUUUUGGUGUUCCUGGCAUAGUUCAUUUUCCGUUAUUUGAAGUACCCUAGGAACCGUGCCUAAGUGAAGGAAGGUAUUGUAAUGAGCGAACCCCCCUCCACCUACACAUUUUAAAGGUCUUUACUUCAUGUUAUUUUGGAGAAGAAAUCCUUGAAAAAAUGAUAUUAGGUAGGCCUUGAAAAGUCCUUAAAAGUCCUUGAUUUUUCCCAAAAAAUCAUGUAAGAACCAUGGAUGAAUAAUGUUCAUCACUCCCAAAAGUGGCCAAACUAAAAAUAAUAUUAUUUUAGUUGCCUUUUUAUUAAUUCAAUAUUUUACAUGUUUAGGGCAGCAGUUUCUGAUCCACAAAAAAACAUCAACUCAAUUCCUGCUGAUAUAGGUCCCAAAGAGAGAAAGAAAAUGGAAUUUUAUAACACAAGGUAAUAAAAAACUAAUGUGAGUUGUUAGUUACUGCAAUCAAAUGAUAUGAUAUAUAUUCUUGUCCUACUAUCCAGUCAUUUUCAGCCUUUUUACUUCAGCCAAUGCCUUUGACACAUACUGGUACUUUGUUGCUACUCUCAUUGGCAGCGUCAUUACUGCAGCGUUGGUGACAGUGGUAGUGGUAAUAGUGGUAAAAGCAUUAGAGGAACUAUUGAUAACAAUGGUGCUUUUGAUGGCAGAGAGAGGAAGUGACCUUAGCAAUUCUAGUGUCACUGGUGUUGUUCUACCUCAUCAUGACAUUGCUAAUGACAACAGCCGUGGUAAUGGAAGUGGAGGUAGCGGUGACAGUGUAUUGAUACUGGUAUUGGCAAUGUCAUGACCACUGUCAAUGCUAGUGACACUAGCAUGAUUUCUAUAGUCACUUUCUGUCUCAGCCAUCAACAGCACCACUGCUGCUACCACCAACAAUGUCAAAACCAACACCAAUGCUGUGACCCUACCGUUGGUACAUAACUGUCACUUCCUCUCUCUCUCUUGGUGACCAUGACCAUCCACAUGAACUGCUUCAUCUGUCACUACCAUCAACAGCACCACUGUUACUACCGCAUCACUCCCACAUCAUUACCACCUUGCUGCCACUAUUUGCACCAAUGUUGCUUCCAAUACAGCUUAUUCACAUGACGUCACGGCGGCCACAUUAUUUUGGUGUUCCAAAACAAUGAAACGGUGGCCAUGUUGAUGUACCGAGACAGCCCUGUGGGAAUUUUAUGUAAAAACUUUCGUUUGUUUGUAUAAAUUAGCAUAGAUGCUGGCUACGUGAGUGAAUACACUCUAUAGUACCAUGUUUACUUAGUCUUAAAUAUGACUUUUUGUACUGAUCUACAGGAGCCCUGCUAAAGGUUCAAAUACUGAAAAUGCUCUUGCCAAGAGGGUGCGUUUUGGUGCAAGAAUUGUAACUAAAAAUGGCCGUGAUGCUCAUAGGGAACUAAAUGGAUUCUUCUUUCCAGUUGACAACACAAUAACACUUUAUGAAUUUCAUCAGUUUGGAACCAGGUUUGUAUAUAAUAAUGGUAGGCAUUUUAUAAUGCAUUUGUUAUUGCUAUUAACCCAAAUAGCUUUUUGCACUGGUGCUAACUGGAAGUUACUUGCUCUUUUAUUCAACCAUUACCAAAUACCUCCAGUGAAUCACCUGUUAACAUCUGUUGUUAAACCCUACCUUUUCUACUCCUAGAUCACAAGCUUUGCCAUUUAUUCAGCGCGGCUGCUAUAGCCAUGUUCAGGGAAGGAGAAAGCGGCAACCAUAUACCCUGAUGGAUAUCUUUGUGGUGAGCAUACAGUCAUGUACAUGUCAUACAUGUAUGUAAAUAAAAAAAUGAUACAUAAAUAGCAAUUUAGAGGUAGCACAUCCACAUAGAGGUUCUUAGUCUACAAUCCCUGGUCAAAUGUUGGUUUUGAGGAGAGGGGAAAACCAGAGUACCUGGUGAAAACCCUUUUGGAGCAAGGGAGAGAACCAAUUACAAGCUCAACACGCUAUGGCAUCUUGAUGCCAGGAUUUGAACCUAGGCCACAUUGGUUGGAGGUACACAUGAGUACUCUGACCACUACUCCACCCUUGUUCCCUGAGAGUUGUUAUUGUUAAGUGCAAUAAAACUUCUGGUAAUCAGUUUUUUAAGAAUCAUUUUGCCUUUAGUAAAUCUUUUACGUACCUUUAAUUCUUUAAAAAAUAGAGUUUUUUGUCAACAAUGUUGCUAAUUCAUGGUGGGGUAUUAUUAAAAUAAUGAUAGGUUCACAAGCAUUUUUGACUUUCCUUUUUUAUUCUCAGGGCAGUAAUUUGUCAUUUGCAACAGCCUCACAAUCAUCACUUCCACAGAGUGUGAGUGCCCGCCCUGUUGUUGUGUUCAGGGUUUCUGAAGUUGAUGAUCAAGCUAGGCAAGCACAUCUGUAAGUAAUUAUCGUAAUCCUAAGCGCCUAAUGGUGAGCAAUGUAAAAACAUCACAGAAAAUUACAAAAAUUUCAUUUUGAAAAUUCAAAGAAAUUAAAUAGCACCAUGCAAAAGUUGUACUAAAAUGUACACUCAUUUGAAUGACAACACAAUAACAACAACAAAUAACAACAACAACAAUCUUUAAUGAAUUUCAUGCAACAAGUUACAGUUGUCUUGUCUACACAAUUAGCAAAAAUACUGGUCUAGGCGAGACAAUAAUAGUUUGCAAUUAUAUUUACAAUAAAUGGUUAUAAGAAAUAACACACAAACACAAUUGAAAUCAAACCUAGUGCAAAACAUGUGAAAACUUUCUUCAGAUAGAAAAACCCUGGUUAAUGUAUCAAACCAGACAAUCUCCUACUCUUCUUUGAAAUUCGUGCUUUGGCAUAGGACUGCAAAGCUUGGAAGUGCAGGACCAUUUCACUUUAGAUCCCCUAUGUGCUCCUCAGCUGAGCAAAGAUAAUUUAGUUUCUCUUUUGUUAUAAUUUUAGAUUUGAGAGCUGUCAAACCCUUGAUGACAAACGUUCAAUAAUGGAAAGAUUAGAUAACCCACUCUCUGAUGCAGAAUUGCAAGAGCAAGAAGUAUUGGACAACGUACAAAGUAUGUGUAAUGUAGCUAGACAUAACUGCUGGAGAUAAGUAUUACUAACCUUACAUAACUAUUAACAUUACUGUUUGUUUCAGAUGAGAAGUGGCCUAACAGAUGGUUCACCAUCUGAUAAUUUGAAAAGAUUCCUACCUACACUGUAGAGUAAAGUAAUCAGUUUUAGUUCAACAACUUAUACACCUAUUCAUGUAUUAAUUUUUUUCAUCCUUGAUAAAAUUUUUAGGACUAAAACUGUGAAAACACAGAGCUAAAAAUGAACUCGCUUAUUUUUUCCUUCAGGUAUGGUCAAGAGGCAGCUUCACAAGAGGGCAGUGAAAACAAUGAUGGGUCUUGGUCAACACUUUAGAAAGAUCGACCAGUCUGGAGAUGGUCUGUUAGAUCAGCAUGAACUGCAAAGCGCUCUGCAGUCCUAUCAUAUUACAAUCCCUGAUGAGGUAUGUACAAUAGUUACAUUCCUUCCCAGUUAUUUCCCUGUCAAAAGUAUAACAGCACUAUCAAAAAUGUUCAUAGAGCUUAGUGGCAACUAAUUGAGUGGGUACUAAAUAAAUUAUAUAGCUGAUUAUUUGGAGGACUGUGAGCAAAAGAAGUCAGAUUUGUUUAAUAAUCAUGAGUAUGAUUAUAGACAGAAUUGGAUGACAAGUUUUGUUAGCAAUAAAACUAUAAUAACGGAAACAAAAUUUGAGAUAAAACAACAGCAAGACACUGUCAAGAUAUCUCAAGAGUAUUUUUAUAGACAUCAUAAUAUAGACAUCAUAAAUGUAGACAUGAGAAUCUAAAAAGAACCUUGGCACCUAUUACAGCAGUUAUAUGUAUGAUGACACCUACCGUCCAAUUACUUCUGUAUGAUAGGUACUGUAUAAUUAUCAGAGUGAGUCCCAUUGUUAAUGCUAACAGGGCUGCUGAUAUCCAAUCAGAUUGGAGUUUAUAGUUAUGAUUAAUAAUAAUAUUAUUAAUAUGUUGAAAUGUUGUCAUCUUCCUAUCAUUAAAAUCCUCAAGUACAGUGGUGCUCUCUUUCUAACUUUUACACAUGCCUUUUCAUUUUUAGACUUUUAAUCAGUUGUGGGAUAUUUUGGAUGUAAAUGGUGAUGGUUUUUUAGACUAUGGCGAAUUCUCAAGGGGAUUUAUUGGUGAAAUGAAUGAAUUAAGGAAAUCAUUGGUUAGAAAAGUAAGUUUAUAUGGAGAGAAAGUAAAUGUCCACACUGGUAUCUUUUGGCUUUUCAUGCAACAGGAAGAUUGCCUAACAAGAAAGGAUGUCUGCAUGGGAGGCUAUCAUUUUACGUUUGCUUUUAUAUGGGAAAAAGCUGCUGAUUCCAUUAAUAUUAGUCUCCUAUGCAGCCACUUUAAACAGCGUACAUAGAAAGUAGUGUCCGAUAGCCCGGAGCUAGUGGAUUUUGCUAUCGGGCUAGUGAAUUCUGUUUUUAACUUGCCCGACGGGCAAGUGAUGUUUUAUGAGAAAUUCGAAUAACAGAAGAACUGUAAAAUCAGUUCUGCUCUUUAAAAAGCUUUUGGGGCUAGUUGAAAUGACAUCUGGGCUAGUAAAUGUUAGCUUCAGCUUGCCCGAAUGUCAAGCUGUAAAAAUGAUUUCCUUUGCACCCUGUUAAGGGUCAUCAUGCAAUGCUCCGCCCUAGGAGUGUUGCACGACAACCCUGAAAACAGCUGCAUAGGAGACUAAUGCUGUACUUAAGAGUUACCGGUAAGUUAAACUUCUCCGUAUGGACACCUUUCACCCUUAAUAAGUCUCAAGAGUGAUCAACAUCGGUUUUCUCCUAACAGUAACGAUAACAGUAUUUAUUUAAUACAUAAUCAGGAGAAAAGGUCAUGAGAUAUAAAGAAAUGGUCAUCAAAGGGAACAUGAUCUGAUCCAUUAACAAAUUCUCCAUACUAAUUUUUGAAGGAAAUGUAAGGAGAUCAGUCUGGAGAAUUUUGGUGUGGAUAUUGAGGCUUAAAGCUUAAUGUACAAACGGAUACAACUACAACUCCCAACAUUGUUGGCCUACAUGGCUGAAAGUUUGACUGGUCUCAAACUUUGCCCAGCAACUCCCAACAAAACGCAACAACCUGCAACAACAUGUAACAGGGUGUGCAAACAGACGCAACUAGUAAUAUCCACCAAUGGUGGGAGUUGUCAACCAACAAUGUUGCAUCCAUUUGCAUGGGGUGUAAAGGGUUUAAGUUGAGCCUCUUUGGAACAAAGCAAAAUCUCCAUCACAGGAUUGUCACUAAGAUGUCAAGUUGCCUGGUAAAUACACAAAAGGCUGGGAAUCAAACAGCUAGGGGUUUCUUUUGGUUGUAUUUUUUCUCAUAUUUUCCUUUGAAAGUAGCCACGGGCCACGUUCAUAGUAGCCGGGGACCUGCCAUCAUAUCUUAAUACAGUUCCAGCUCUGUGAUAUGGACACCUGGAUGCAAUGCAGGUGUUAAGCUCUGUCAAUAAUGGUAUCCAUAUUGUUAAAAAAGGAUUUUAUUGAAGUUCCUAACAGGUUGUGAAUUGAUUGUUAUAAUUUUUUCAAAAACAGGUGUUCCGUAAACUUGAUCCAAAUAAGAAUGGCAUCAUCAGUUUAAAUAACAUGAGAAAAUUCUACUGCACUAAGAAGCAUCCUAAAGUAGUUUCAGGUAAGAAACUUGUGAAACUGCUUCUUUAGCCUACAGUCAUAUACUCCCUGAAAAAAAUUCCUGUUGUUAUUUAUAUGUUUUAUUUUUCAAUGUAUCUUUUUCAUUGGCUUUACUUGUUAGAGGAUAAACUUACAUGUCUACAAUUUGUACAUUAAUUUUUUGCAAACACAGUGUGGAGUUAAAUUGAUAAUAAUGAUGAUGAUGAUGAUGAUGAUAAUGAACAAGAUUAAACAAGCAAUAAUGGAAAGAAAUCAAUAAUGAAUGUACAUAGUGAGUUAAAAGAAACUUUUUGUUUAUACAGCGUUUUAUUGUGCUGAUUUCUGUUCUUCAGGAGAAGUGAAAGAGUCUGAAAUUGAGGAAUCCUUUCUAAGGUCUUUUGAACUCUGUGAGAACAAGGGACAAGUGACUUAUGCAGUAAGAUGUCAUUGUAUAUUAUUUUUCCUUGAUCGUAGAAUGAAGAGGGGGUUGUGUUCAAAGAGGGGGUCCCUCUACCCAUAGGCUGUUCAAUCAAUUGACGUUAAUGCCACUAAAUAACAGCUCAUGAUCAGUUACCUUGAAUCCUUUGAAUCCAACUUCGAAAUUUAGCCCCCAUUCUAGCCAUAAAGCCCCAUUUUAGAGAUCGAACACUAUUAACCCCUUCCCCCAGCUUCCCUGCCACCAGCCUCCUCAAGACUAUAUUGAUCAGAAUUAAUAAUACAUGCUAUUAAAAUUAUUCAUGCACUCUGAUCAAAAUACAGUGCAAUUUGUCUGUCCAUAUCACUCAAAUCUCUCUGUCAGACAGCAAUUAAUUCAUCCAAAAUAGAAUGAGAGUACACCAUAACUCGACCCUGAUUCAUGCUAUUUAUUUACUGCUUCCCCCCUGCCUCUCUACACCCCUACCCCCUCUUCAUCAAAGCCAUUUAUUAUGCCAGGAAAAUUUAGUCCACCAUGGGGCUAAAAAGAGGUUUUAAAGUGUAUAUAAAUUAGGUAAUAUCUUUUUUGUUACCUUAAACAGGAAUUUGAAGAUUAUUAUGAAGGAGUAAGUCUUGGCUUUGCUAGUGAUCAGGAAUUCACAGCCAUGAUGAGAAACUGUUGGGGAGUGUAGUAGGCAUAAUGGCAAUAGUCAUAAAUACAGACCCAUGUAAUAUAAUUUUACAGUGUUUGCAAUAGACCCUGCUGUAACCCAUAACCAGGGUUGUUAUCAAGUUGCCAGGUAAAUAUAACAAGUAGGCGGGAAUCAAACAGCUGGGGAUUUCUUUUGGUUCUAUGUUUCUUCUAUUUCCCAAUGAGACUAGCCAGGGACCACAUUCAUAGUAGCCAGGGAAAAUUCCCGGCCCCCGCCUCUUAAUGACAGCCUUGCAUAACACCGAUCAAGGGUGUCAAUGCAUAUAGUUAGUGUUGGGACUGAAGAGCACUUUUAUUCUCCAAAAAUUAAUAUGAAAGAAAGUUUUUCAGCUCAAAUGAUUGGGUGUUUGAAGCUGCUUUUUCACUGUACAUUUUGAGUUUUCCUGUCAGUCUAUGUUGUCUAUGAGUGAGAAAAUUGCCACUAGAAAAUUCACUAAAAAACAAGGCAGUCAAGGGUGGUAUUAAAAACCAAGACAAUAGCUGCUGGAAUUUCUGCUAAGAACACCACAACAAUAAUAAUGAAUGGAAACAAGUUUGAGUCAAACUGACAUAAGUUUAGUACAGUUACCUAUCAGGGUUAUCUUUAAUUGAUUUUCCAUGCAUACUGUGGUUGAUCAGAACUAUCCAAACUUUAAAGAUUUUGCCUGUUGCCAGCUUAAUCAUUAACAAAGGAAAAAAGUCAUAUGAUGAUAUUAUUGAGCUCGUCUGAGCUGCCAAUUAAAACCAGGGCAGUGAAAACGUUACUUUCAUCACUUAACCCAUUCGCCCCUGAACCGCCCGUAACCGCCCGUGUGGAUCCAGGUCCUUUCUACCCUUUGUGACGUCAUCAGUUUUAACGGUCAAGGACCACUUUCUUUGCUAACUUGUGCAGAGUGAAGAGAUCUUUCAAACCAUACCAGAAUGAGCACAAUUCAGUCAAGGACACCGGAGAAAGAAGCAAAAAACCACGUGACAAGGACCUGAAAAUCUCCAUGAAAAUCUUGUUCCAUUACCCACCAACCUUUCCUUUCACCUAAUCCUAA